This is a messenger RNA of Pimephales promelas (fathead minnow), 2880 nucleotides long. RefSeq names its product fizzy and cell division cycle 20 related 1b (gene fzr1b). Gene Ontology annotation, biological process: anaphase-promoting complex-dependent catabolic process; positive regulation of anaphase-promoting complex-dependent catabolic process; positive regulation of ubiquitin protein ligase activity. Lineage: Eukaryota; Metazoa; Chordata; Actinopteri; Cypriniformes; Leuciscidae. The record is from RefSeq and is a predicted model, not a curated record. Gene Ontology annotation, molecular function: protein binding; anaphase-promoting complex binding; ubiquitin ligase activator activity. Gene Ontology annotation, cellular component: anaphase-promoting complex.
CCCUCUCUUUUGUCUUUCCAUCCCUCCCUCUCCUUGUUACAUUCUUUCUUUCUCUCUCCACCUUCUUCGCUGUGAAGGACUUCUAGCACAUCCCUUCAAUGCAGAAAUCUCAUACACACACAUGCACACAUGGCUAUGUAGACUACACACACUCUCUAUCUAUAUCUCUAUCACUCACACAGACACAACAUGGACACAUUCCUGUUACCAAGUGUCCAUUCCUGUAGAUUACAUUUGAUUUUUCUUCUAAAAAAAAUAGUUAAACCACUGUUUUUAUCAGUUUUGUUUUUGUUCCAUUUAUUGUUUAAUAAAUGAAAGUAUACUAAAACAAGAUAAACUUGAGGCUUUUGGUCUUUGUUAAAAUUAGAGGGUUUUUAUUAAAAUUCACCUCGCCUUAAUAGCUAUAUAUAGUGAUUUUUUAAAAUCACAUUAUAAUAAAUAUAAUAACACACAAAACAGAAUUGUCAUGCUUUUAAACAUGCUUUUUAAAAGGCACAUGAGAUGGUAACAGGACUGAGAAAACAUGCAUCCAUUUUCUACUUAGAAACCUUGUAAAAAAGGAAAUACUUGAGAUACACACCAAUACUGAAUAGAUCAAUAUGUGUAUUAGUAUCCCAUGUAUAAGCAUCUCCUCUCCUCUCGCUGCGCCUCUUGUGGACGUGCGCGGAAUCACUCUUUCACCUCACAGCUGAUUUGCUCGCCAUCUUGACAUGAACAUAAACAUUGAUACCCUCUGCUCAAUGAUCGUACUAUUAUCUCCAAAGACCGGAAAAUUUACAGCACAUUACCAAAACAGCCUUAAUCCUUUGUUGCCGCAUCGAGAAAAAGCGAACUAACGUUAGAUGUUUAGGAAAUCAUUGCGCACGUAUAGCUGCUGAACACACAUCACAUGUCAGUAUAAUGUGGGGUUCCUGAGCACUUGGCUAAGGGAUGGGAGACCUUGGAGGACCCCCAUCUGCAGACUGAUGGAGAGAGUGUAACUGUAGUUUACAGUAGAAAUGGACCAGGAAUAUGAAAGACGCCUGUUAAGGCAAAUCAACCACCAGAAUGUCCCAGAGGGCCACCCGUCUAAGUUAUGUAUUACUGUUUGUGCAGUCAGGGUAUGCAGCGUGCAGUCCGGUUACGGUGAAAUCAGGAGACAGGUUUAUCCCCACGCGUGCCGGGAGCAACUGGAGCAUAAACUUCCACUAUGCCAAUGAGAACUGUUGGACACCCAAUCAGAAUCAGCGGGCGAAGGAUGCUAGUACAGACACAGGGAAAGAUGCUGUGGCGUAUGCUGCCCUGCUGAGGAAUGAGCUGUUGGGAGCAGGAAUCGAAACCGUGCCUGAUCCUCACACAGAUGACCGUCGACACACCAUCCUCACACAGGACACACACAGCCUCUUCAGGUACACCAUCCUCACAAAGAGAGUGCCUUUUGACAAUGAAAUCUCCCCCUAUUCCCUCUCUCCUCUCAGUAACAAAAGUCACAAACUAUUGCGCUCACCCAGAAAGCCUGCACGCAAGAUUUCCAAGAUCCCGUUCAAGGUCCUUGAUGCCCCAGAGUUGCAGGAUGACUUCUAUCUCAACCUGGUGGACUGGUCAGCUGGAAAUCUCUUGAGUGUUGGUUUGGGGGCUUGUGUUUACCUGUGGAGUGCCUGUACCAGCCAGGUGACGCGGUUGUGUGACUUAUCUGUGGAUGGCGACUCCGUGACAUCAGUGUGCUGGAAUGAGAGGGGAAGUCUGGUGGCUGUAGGGACCCAUAAGGGAUUUGUUCAGAUUUGGGAUGCAGCUGGAGGGAGGAAGUUGACCAGUUUGGAGGGACAUUCAGCACGCGUAGGAGCGCUUGCGUGGAACGGAGAGCAGCUGUCGUCGGGUAGCCGGGACAGAGUGAUCCUACAAAGGGACGUGAGGACACCUCCGCCUGUGGAGAGGCGCCUCCAGGGCCACAGGCAGGAAGUGUGUGGCCUCAAGUGGUCACCUGACCACCAACACCUCGCCUCUGGAGGGAACGAUAACAAGUUGCUGGUGUGGAACAGCUCGAGUCUGCUCCCCGUGCAGCAGUACAGCGAUCACCUGGCGGCCGUGAAGGCCAUCGCAUGGUCUCCUCACCAGCACGGCCUGCUGGCCUCGGGAGGGGGAACGGCUGACCGCUGCCUUCGCUUCUGGAACACUCUGACCGGACAGGCACUGCAGAGUACCGACACCGGCUCACAGGUCUGCAACCUGGCCUGGUCCAAACACGCCAACGAGCUGGUCAGCACACACGGCUACUCCCAGAACCAGAUCCUGGUGUGGAAAUACCCAUCACUCACCCAGGUAGCCAAGCUCACUGGACAUUCGUACCGAGUGCUCUACUUGGCGGUGUCUCCGGACGGCGAGGCCAUCGUGACCGGAGCAGGAGACGAGACACUGAGGUUCUGGAAUGUCUUCAGCAAGACACGCUGCACCAAGGAAUCCAAAUCAGUGUUGAACCUGUUCACCAGGAUACGCUAAUUCACAGAAGUCCAUCCAAUCACGUGAACGAAUGAAAGCCUUGAACUCACUCUCGAGUCCUUGCAUCAACUCCAGACCUUCCGACAGGGAGAGAGACCCUAGCACUUCCUCUCUUUUUUUACUGAGCAGAUUUCUGUUUUACCCAAUGAAAUUGAGUGAGCUUGUUGUUUGUGUUAAGAUUCAGUCGGUUCUUCUUAUUAUUGUACAUUGUGGAUGUCGAAACAGAUGUGCUAUUGUAUAAGUAGAAGUAUUAAUAGAGAAAUGAACCUAUAUGACCUAUAUUGUUAUUAUCAUGACUUCAGUCAUGAGGUUAUACAGAAAUGGCUUAUGAAAAUUUACAUAUUUUAUAUGUGUGUAUCAAAACAGAUCAUGAAAUCUGUGAGAAAUAAAUGCACUUAACACAAA